Erythranthe guttata (spotted monkey flower) is the source of this 2880-nucleotide messenger RNA. RefSeq names its product ubiquitin-specific protease 25 (gene UBP25). Gene Ontology annotation, biological process: protein deubiquitination. Gene Ontology annotation, molecular function: cysteine-type deubiquitinase activity. The record is from RefSeq and is a predicted model, not a curated record. Gene Ontology annotation, cellular component: cytosol; nucleus. Lineage: Eukaryota; Viridiplantae; Streptophyta; Magnoliopsida; Lamiales; Phrymaceae.
UAAUAAAAACCUGCUAACCCCAGAAGAAAACCCCCUUUCGCUCUGAAUUAACAAUAAUAAAAAAUCGAGAAAUAAUUGGGAAAACCGAAAGAGAGGAAAAAUCAUCAUAGGGGAAGGGAAACACGGCGGAGAGAAGCAUCGAGAAGGUGAUGCGAUCGCGGCGGUGGUGGCCGGCCGAUGGUGCGGCGGUGUUCGGGAGGACUCGUCGUUGUUGAUGGGCAUGCUGCAGAUGACGUGGCAGCCGAGCCUUCUCAAGUCUCUCAAGCGGAAGCACGGCUCGCCGCCUCUAGGGCUCAAAAACCUCGGCAACACCUGCUACCUCAACUCCGUCCUUCAGUGCCUCACUUACACCCCUCCCCUCGCCAAUUUCUGCAUCCGCUUCCUCCAUUCUUCUGCUUGUGACUUUGGGCCUGGCAAGGAGAAGAAAGGGGAGUGUCCUUUUUGUAUGCUAGAAAAACGAAUUUAUCGCUCUUUGAGUAGUGAAGCAGUCUCUGACGCGCCUAUAAAAAUAAACAGCUGUUUGAGCAUAUAUGCUGAGCAUUUUCGCACUGGGAGGCAAGAGGAUGCUCAUGAAUUUUUGCGUUAUGUGAUAGAUGAAUGCCAUAAUACAUGCAUAAGAUUAAAGAAGUUGCAACAGCAACAAAGGGGGAAAAAUGGGAUUGCUAAUGGAGGAGAUAUUGGUGGGACUGGGGAAACAGUGGUGAAGGAGAUUUUUGGAGGGGCGUUGCAGAGUCAAGUAAAAUGUUUGUCGUGUGGGGCCGAGUCAAAUAAGGUUGAUGAGAUUAUGGAUAUUAGUCUUGAUAUUUUGCAUAGUGGAUCACUCAGAGAGGCUCUGCAGAAGUUUUUUCAGCCUGAGGUCUUGGAUGGAAAUAAUAAAUACAAGUGCGAUAAUUGUAAGGAAUUGGUGGUAGCAAGGAAGCAAAUGUCAGUAGUUCAGGCGCCAAAUGUCCUCGUAAUCCAACUAAAGAGGUUUGAGGGUCUGUUUGGUGGGAAGAUUGAUAAGCCAAUAGCGUUUGAUGAGAUGUUAGUGCUUUCAAGUCACAUGGCCAAAGGAAGCAAGGAUGAGCAUCCAGAGUAUAAUCUUUUUGGUGCUAUUGUGCAUUCAGGUUCCUCUCCUGAUUCAGGACACUACUAUGCAUAUAUCAAGGAUGCAUUGGAUCGAUGGUACUGCUGCAAUGAUUCUUAUGUUUCAGUCUCAACCUUUGAGGAGGUUUUGUCUGAGAAAGUCUAUAUACUUUUCUUCUCUCGUACAAAACAGAGGCCUCGAAUUAAGGUUGAUGUGGUGGCUAAUGGAUCCAAGUCUCAUGAGUCAAAUGGGAGUAAGACAUCCAUAACGCAAAAGUCUGAUUGUCUAGACAAACCAGUCUGUACUGUACAAGUUUCUAAUCAUCAUCUAGAGUUAAAUGAUUCAACCAAUGGCACUAGAUCAUUUAUCCAAAAGCCAGGUUGUCUAGAAAAUUCAGUUAACAUGAACAUGUCUAACAAUCAUUCCGAGACAAAUAAUUCAACAAGCAACCCUACGUCCAAUGGCACUAAAACACUUCAAAUCCAGAAGUCUGAUGGGGGAACAGCUAGUAUGAAAGAGCUCUCUGACAAUCCUUCUGAAAUAUAUAAUUCAAUCACUUCGCUCGCAUCCAACUACAGUAAUUCAACUGAUGUACAUAAUUCAGGUGCUUUUAUAGAACCAGUGGAUACGAAGGAGUCUUCUAAUCACCACAGUCAGACAAGUACUUCAGCAAAAUCUAAGGUUGAUCAAGGGCUUUCUAGUCACGACCGGAAAUUUAGUGACUCUGUGACUACCAAUAGGAUCCUUGCCCCUGGGAGUAUCAAGAAUGCUGUUAACAAUGAAGAGUCCAAGGAGCGAAAUGGCUGUAAAGAAACUUCAGUUACUUCAGUAGAGAAAGAUAAAACUGGCUUGCCGAUAAUCAAGAGCAAUGGCGUGAUAAAAAAGUCAGCUGAUGUUCAGAUUUUGAAGAGAGGGCUUACUUCCUUUCGAAUCAGUAGUAGAGAAAAUGGGCAUCCUGCAGCUGACACUACUGAAAGAAGUUCACCUGUAGUAAAUGGAUUUAAAAGCACGAAUGCAUCAGACAAAAGUCAUAACUGCCGGUACAUUCAGAACGGAGACAUUAUGGGCUCUAAUAACUCAGGCAUGAAGAGGAAGAUAGAAGACGAUCGUUCAUGCAUUUUGCUUGCGGAAGAUGACGAAUCUCGUGCAAAAGUGGAUGCGUUCAAGCAAUUGAUUGGGAAAGAAGCUUCCAUGUUUUUGCGAUCAUGUGGGUGGUCUGCAGAAGUGCAGAAUUUCAUGCAUGCCAGGAAAAAGGUGUGUGAAGAAGCAGCCGAUACUGCAUCAAAUGACCACGAGAUGAAGAGUUUGAUGAUUUCACAGGCGAAGAAAAGUUUUCUUUCUAAAGUUCCCGAAUCACUUAAAGCAAGAUUAGUUGAACAGCUCAGACUUUUUAACCAAGACGAGCAGUCAUCUGGAACUUGACCAAGUCAUAUCACGGAGUGCAGUAUUAGGAACUGCUACUAGUUUUGGUUUUUAGUAUGAUAUGAUUCCAAAGGGAUUGUAAAUAGUCGGCGGAUGCAAAAGUUGAGUUGGGCAACUUCUACUUUGAGGCGGCACGUUUGGUGUUGAGAGAUUAUUUUGAAAAAGCUAUUCGAUAUGUACAAUAUUCUUUUUUGCAAGGUAGCAAAAUCCUCAUUUUUAUCGACCCGUUACAGUUUUCUUGUUUAUGAUGUGGUCUUAAAAGAAGAGGUAGUUUUUGGAGAUAUAUAUAUACUGUUAACUGUAAACAUGUCUAAUAUUACAGAAUGAGAUAACUAACUAUAUUAGUUAUUGGAAAGUGUUCUAUUUAUGUAAAUGUCUUAGCUAGCUGGUAA